This is a messenger RNA of Strongylocentrotus purpuratus (purple sea urchin), 4127 nucleotides long. RefSeq names its product transcription factor Sp5 (gene sp5). The record is from RefSeq and is a predicted model, not a curated record. The transcript is spliced from 2 exons. Lineage: Eukaryota; Metazoa; Echinodermata; Echinoidea; Camarodonta; Strongylocentrotidae. Gene Ontology annotation, molecular function: RNA polymerase II cis-regulatory region sequence-specific DNA binding; DNA-binding transcription factor activity, RNA polymerase II-specific. Gene Ontology annotation, biological process: regulation of transcription by RNA polymerase II. The coding region runs from base 698 to 1936 and encodes 412 amino acids.
AAUACGCACCCAUUGCCAACCCUCUUAGCCAAUCAGCUCACACACUUGGCGGUCCGUCGGCACCUUUGAUAACUGAAAUCCAAUUAUUUGUUUAUACAAAAGUGGCAGUGGGCUAUUACUUCAUUAAGUUGCCCGCCCCAUUGUACCGCCUAUCCCGGCCCCUCUUAUAAUGAACGCUAUUUUGCGAGUCAACAAACCCUCUUGCGGGUCUUUUGUGGUGAACUAAUGGACGGGGCCCCCUUUCAAAUCCACCGCACCGCUUCCUCAUUGGUGGGCGGCAUCUCUCAAAGGACUUAGACCGUCAGAUCAUUGGGUAGCGGCGAGAUAAAAGACUAGACGUAAUGCGGCUUUCCCUCACUGACUAUACACACACACACAAACAUCGUACAAAUAACAUGGGUUAGUAUAUUUCUCAAUUCAUAUACCAGUUACUCCCACACAUCGAGCUAUUUUCUUUUUCUCACUCCCUUUCAUUUCUUACCCGGCACAUUGUUCAUCUGAAACGAGUCACACCACGAUCAUUCUGCACUUACUUCGCCAAACGUUCGAGUUUCGAAAAUACUCGCGUCCAAGAAAAAAAAUCUUCAUGACAUAGGGCACAUGAGUUGAAGAGCGCGUGGAAUAUAAAUCAAACAACACGUGUAUCUGGACAUUAGUACAUUGAAACUCCCACCAAUUCAGUUGGAGAGGAUAAAGCAUGCCGAAAGGUGAAGCCUUAGCAAGAUUCCUAGAGCUCUCAGAAACCAACGUAGGAAAAGCUGGUCAACCUAGCCCCCUUGCAAUGUUAGCAGCAACUUGUCGAAAGAUAGGAGGACCUCUUACAACACACGAACCAGCCAGACACUCAGCUCCAGCACAGCCCGCCAGCCAAGAUCAAAAAGUGCUCAAAUCGCCAAUGCCAGCCACUGCAGCCGUGCUCCCGAUCUCGCAUGCGGGCAGGAGAUACGAGCUUCCCCCGACGCCUCCCGCUGAAGGUACUGUGCCGGUCCGUUGUGAUUGUAGUGGUGGUUUCAUGCAUCGCUUGCCCCCAACUCACCCGCCUUGCUUGAAGCAUCUUUGGCCAGCCGCUGCUCAGAAUUCAGACAUUGCAGCGAUAUCGUCGCCGUAUUUUACCGGACAUCAACAAGCUUUUUAUCAUCACGCUCAUCAUUCAUGUCACACGAUACCAGGUCUCCACCACCCAAUACCGCAUCCGUACUCGGCCUGCAACGCACCGAGCCCGCCUGUCACACCGUCAUUUCAUCAUCACCACCACCACCACCACGGACUCUCCCCCGUCUCCCCACCCACUAUCAACAUUCCAAGUCCCACCUUCAGUGUCCCGAGCCCUGUACGUCUAACUCCACCUGGCAGUGAUGACACCCAGUGGUGGAGUAUUACUCGCCAAAACCAACAACACCAUUUUACACCAUCACACAUCUCACUCGCCGGACAUCCCGCCCAAACCUUGGGGCUCUAUAAUCCCCACCUCGACGCUCGUCCCAUGAGCUCCAUCACGAAGCUCGCAGCACGUAGAUGCAGACGAUGCCGAUGCCCGAACUGUCUUAACCCGUCCAUUUCUAGCGAGCCCGCCAAAAAGCGACAGCAUAUUUGUCACAUUCCGGGUUGCGGUAAAGUCUAUGGCAAGACCUCGCAUCUCAAAGCUCAUCUGCGUUGGCACACAGGCGAGCGACCCUUCGUUUGCAACUGGCUUUUCUGCGGGAAGUCGUUCACGAGAUCGGACGAGUUGCAGCGGCAUCUCCGCACACACACAGGCGAGAAGAGAUUCGUAUGCCCCGAGUGCGGCAAGCGAUUUAUGCGAAGCGAUCAUCUAAGCAAGCAUUCAAAGACACAUGCUGCAAGAAAAGAAACGACGUUAAAUCCACAAGGCGAAGAACACGAAAACGACUCCGAAAGCGAUAGUGAAGAUGAAAUUGUUGAUGUGACAUCUGACUAACUGGGGACUGAAUGUCAAUCAUAAACUUUGUAUCUUCAGAUGACGGUAGAUUUGUACAAUAAAAUCUAUACAUUCAAUGAUUGCACAUUUUAAUGCUUGUGAUCAUAUUAUAAUUGGCACCUUCAAAAUAAGGGAAAAGACUCAAGAUAAACUUUAUUGAGAAAAAGAUGUAACAGGAAAAAAUGAAAGUGUAUUUUAUUAAAGUGUAUACGACUUCUCACUGUUUAUUUACCAUCGAGUGUAUGCAAACAGGGUACUAUAUUUCAAUGACAUGCGGUCGUUAUAUUAUGAUAUGAAUCAUUAAUGUAUCAAAAUUCACGCAAGGAUUGAUUUUUAAAAGUCAUUUAUCAUAACUUGUGAAUCAGUUGUAGAUUCAUCGGUGCAUUAUUAUGAUGUUGAAAGGCACUUUGAAUUCGCACUUGUUUAAAUCCAUUCAAGUACGAUGUACUUUUAUUGUUGAAUACACACACCAUCGCAGUGAAUGACAUUUAGGAAUAUAAUAUUUUGUUCUCACACAAUGUUCGGUACUAGUUGAUUGAUCAUGCAUUCAUGACACACACAAAAUAAUAAUCUAGUUCACUAGCUGUGAAGGUUUACAUUCCAUCAACCUUUAUAUGUAGUACAUCAAUGUGGCAGGAUUUUGAUCCCACUGCAUUGUGUCUCUCUUGCAUUAGAUCUGGUGUAAUGGUACUCACAUUUUCAUGUCAGAUCGUGAUCACUAUGUUAAGAAUUAUAUGCAUUUCCUGAGGUACAACUCGAGGUGUUGCUGGCAACAGUGUCAAAAUACAAAAAAUGUUUUAAUGAUGGAGAUGAUUGCCAGCAAACUUUUCCGUUUUUUCAAUGUAUUGUUUGUCUGGUAAAAAGAAAUUUACUCAAGUUUAACAUCUUCCCAUAUAUUCACAUAGAUAUCAGUAAAUUAUAUUUUAUUUUAGUUUAAUGUAUAUGUAAUUACAAUCUAAAUUCACAAUCAAACAUCCAGUGUGAACUAUUAAAAAUAUGAAUGUCACAAAAUUGACCCACGAAACCUGUUCACGAAGGAUAAUGAGUUCAAACAAAUUUUUUUCUUAAACGUCAGAACAAAUAUUUUCUUUUUAGAAUUGGAGGUCGGCAAAUUCUAGAAAUGAUUUUUUUUUUUUAAUUGACAUCACACAAUGUAUGUUUGCAAAAUUCACUUCCACGGUUGCACUAAUACCAUUUUCAAUGCACCGGUUUGAGCAAAUUCUUUAACUAGCAUAAAUAUAUCUCCUAAACAAUGUUUGUAUUUAUUUGUUUAUGUAUACAUAUUAAUGGAAAAAUGUGACUUGUAUCAAUAUAAUUUGGAUAAUCUCAAUUUCAAACAUCUAUAUUGAUCCUUUUCAUAGUAUUUUUUAUGGAAUAGAAUGGAUUUUAAGGAAAUUAUUUGUUGAUAGCAAGUAGUCUAAAUGUGACUAGGUCUUGAUUCAUUUAUUCAUAUAAACUCUGGGACAUCUGCUUUUUCAUUUAUAGUAUCAAAGUUAAAACUACGAGGAAAUAAAAGAAUAAUAAUGCGGAACCUAUUAAUAGUAUUCAGUAAUAUAAGAAACUACUCCUCACACGGAGCCUUUCCUUUUCAUCAUCAUGUUCAUUGCCAAAAUCUGACCAAGCAUUGGUAUGUACAUCGACUCAGUACUCGAAAGUUCUAUCAAUUUGCCAAACAUAUUUACUCAAAGGGCAAAAACUCAAAUAAGCACAUGUUUGUUUUCCUGAAUCUUUGUAUUACUUUGUAAUUCAUAUCAAUCGACAAGAGCCAAAUACGGAGCUAUGCCAUGCAGGAUAAUGGCACAAAUGCUGUGAGAUUCUCUUCUUAAAUGUGGAUUUACCCAUUGGGUAAUGACAAAGAUUGUUUAUUGAUAUAUUUUCAUUAUUAUAAUUGUGCAAUUUUAGAAGAAUCAGUUGUUGAAAAUCGACUUUUCUUGAUUUUUUUAAAGGUAAACAUAUUUUUAUAUUUGCCAAAGUUUCAUUGGAUUUUAAGACUUGAUUUGUAUAUAUUUGAUUGACUUUAAAAGUGCCAAUGUUUUAAACACGAGUUAUUUUUUGUACUGUGGAAAAAAUGACACAUAUUUCUUUUCUUUUAAGUGAAAAGUUACAUGAACAUUUUGCCUAAUUUGGUGCACAGUCAACAUGUUGUCAGUGCACAUUCUGCACUCAAUAAAACAAACGGUAAAUCACAAUA